Molecule: messenger RNA, 4555 nt
Organism: Solanum tuberosum (potato)
Lineage: Eukaryota; Viridiplantae; Streptophyta; Magnoliopsida; Solanales; Solanaceae
Exons: 9
Coding region: 567-3917 (1116 amino acids)
Biological process (GO): signal transduction; protein phosphorylation
Cellular component (GO): cytoplasm
Molecular function (GO): ATP binding; protein binding; protein kinase activity
Source: RefSeq, a predicted model, not a curated record
UAAAAGAAGAGGUUAGGGGUUUGAGGCAAAUUUGGAAUGAUGCCGGCCGUCAGUGAAUGAAGAAUAGAUAGAGAUAGGGACAGAGAUGGGAAGAGAUGUAGUAGUAUAGUGUAAUGAGUGAGAUGAGAGUAGAUAUUCAAAUGUUAAAAUGGCGCUGAGUAUUUCCUUAAUUCUUUUUUGUGUCUUGGACUGACUUCCAUUUAUGCAAUACAUGAAUGAUGAUGAGUUUUCCCCUUUCAGGUUUUGAGUUUGGAUCGCAUUAUUAUAUUCUUCGCUUCAAAGCAUUAACAAGUGUACUUAGAGGGUUUGUCGCUUGAAAGAGAAGUUUCCUUUCAUGAAAUAAUUGAGAUUCGAAUCUUGUUAGAGCAAUGUAUUUCAGUAGCUAGGAAUGUCCAUCCCUUCCACUGCAUAUUUCUUGGGAAGCUUUGGAUAAACUUGUUCUAAGCAAAGUGUUUGAUAUUUGCAUUUAGGUUCAUGGUGAUCCUUUAAAGACGUAGCUAAGUAGUCUGGCAUCCAUAUCUGUUACCAUUGUGGUUGAAGUUAUAGGGCCUGUGGUUUAAUAUGCUAUGGAACAAUCAAACCAUCAGAACUGUAGUCACUUUGCUUCUGCUCAACAGUCAAAUGCAGAAUUUCAACCUGACCCUCAGGUUCUUACAAUGGACCCUCCAGAUCAUACACAUCAUAAUUUAAAGGCUCCAAACGAUAAUUGUUCCGAGGCUAAGCCUGUGCUUAAUUUCUCUCUACAAACAGGAGAAGAGUUUGUACUUGAGUUCAUGCGUGAUCGUGUUAAUCCCGGCAAAAAUUAUGUUCCCAGUACUUCGGGUGAUCCUAGUUUUCCGCAAGGUCACUUGGAGCUAAAAGGCAUCGUAGGCAUCAGUCAUACUGUAUGUGAAGAUGGUUCAGACACUUCCAUGCUAGCGAUGGUUGAAAAAGGUCCAAAAGAAUUUGAGAAACACGACUCUUCCUUACAUGAUGACAAAAAUUACAAUGGGUCAGUGGUAUCAGUGCAACAAGUAUCAUCAGAUUAUAAUAGUUUUGGCUCUCUUAUGUGUACCUCAUCUGGAAUAUGUGAUGAUUCUGUGGCAAAGCUUAAGGCAAUGUGUAGCUUUGGCGGUAAAAUAUUACCUCGGCCUAGUGAUGGGAAACUCAGGUAUGUUGGUGGGGAAACACGGGUUAUCCGCAUCAGGAAGGAUAUUACAUGGAAAGUAUUGUGGCAUAAAGCUGUUGCAAUAUAUGAUCCAACUCAUAUUGUAAAAUAUCAACUACCUGGAGAGGAUUUUGAUGCUUUGGUUACUGUGUCCUGUGACGAGGAUUUGCAGAAUAUGUUGGAGGAGUGCAAUGUCCUAGAAGAUGGAGAUAUUUCAAAAAAACUUAGGAUUUUCCUGUUUUCCAUCUCUGACUUGGAUGAUGCUCAUUCUAGUUUAACGAAUUCGGAUGCAGAUUCUGAAUUUCAGUAUGUAGUGGCAAUCAAUGGCUUGGAAAUGGGAUCAAGAAAUAGCUCAACUUUGCAUUAUCUAGGUUCUUCUUCAAACAACUUAGCUGAGUUGGAUGGAAACAACAUUGAGGACUCGAGUAGAUCUGUUAUGGGGUUUAUUGGUGCGAGUAACUUACCUUCAGCUGGUUUUGAUGACUCAUCAUUGAUCACUAAAUCUGCUAAUCCUAAUGUCCCUAUCCCCUCCAGUGCUUAUGACAUUGAUUUACGCAUUCAUUAUGGGCAGAAGGAAAAUUGUGAUAACAGUAAGCAGCAGCAGUUCCAAUUUGGUUUCAAUUCUAAUUCUCAUUUCAUAAAUAAUAUUGAAGGUCAAGGCUCCCAAACACAAGCAAAACAAUAUGGACCUGCUAUGUAUAAUAAAGCUUUUGUUCCUGAGUCUGUCACUUUAGCAGUUGAUUCAACAGAUUUAAGCUUCUCUGAUCCUGUUCCACCAACUCAGAGGGGUUUCUGUUCUAUGCAAAUUCCAAGAGGGCAGGUAGAGUUGCUCAGCAGGUUAUCAAAGUCGGAUGAUUCACACAAUUCACAGUUUCUUGCAACUCAUUCACGUGCAGAUUUUUCACAACAAGAAAUUCUUAAAGAAUCCAUUGACAAAAUGCAAAAUCGGAACAUGAACGAGCAGCUUGUUUCUACUGAAAAGUCAUUAUGCUGUGCUCCUCAAACUGCAGCACAUGAUCUUGGAGUGCCUCUGAAUUUGAAGCAGGUUAUUCCAAAUGCUGCAAAUAUGAAAAAUGUUGUGCAUGUGGAUCAGGUUCCCGUAGCUAAUCAUCAAACAGUAUGCACGGACAAUAAGUAUACGAAUUUCUUAGUCAAGCGGACAGAGGAUAGAGGAUCAAGGCCAAACCCACUGCCCCACGUGGAUGCUGAGAAUCACCAUGAAGAUGGGGGGGAUAUUCAUCUUAAAAUUCAUCAGGGUGAUAGGGAUGGCAGUAACUCUAACGAGAAAUCUCAACCUUCAGAUUGGACAGGGAAUUACAGAGAGUGUGUUCUUCAAGGGGAACCAUCUGUUGUGUUACCCAGGUCUGAGCAAGGAGAUAUCUUGAUUGAUAUUAAUGACCGGUUCCCUCGUGAUAUCCUAUCUGAUAUAUUUGCAAAAGCUAUACUUUCUAAUAGUUCAUCCGAUAUUUCUCCAGUGCAGCAGGAUGGAGCUGGUAUGAGUUUAAACAUGCAAAAUGAGGAACCAAAGCACUGGUCAUUUUUUCAAAAAUUGGCAGGGGAUGAAUUUGUUAGGAAAGAUAUUUCGCUAAUUGACCAAGAUCACAUUACAUUCUCACCCAAUCUCCAGAAAGUUGAUGAAGAGCCUCCUUCAACAAUCAACUUGGAUCCGCAAAGAGAUAGUGGUGGGGAUGGUCCCAAAGAGCUGCCUCAUGCACUUGGUGAUGUUGAUAGUCAACUUCAAUUAGGGUUUGGUGCAACCCAGACAGAAGUUAGCGAGGGCAUCCAUGAUGAUGUUAUGAUGGAUAAAUCUAAGGUGUUAGACAUCGAUUCUGAGGAUGGGUUUAAAAAUGUUGGACUGCCUCUAGGUCGUACACUUGCAGAAAUUGACAUCAACUCUCUGCAGAUCAUUAAGAAUGAAGACCUUGAGGAACUGAAAGAACUUGGUUCAGGUACAUUUGGCACAGUGUAUCAUGGAAAAUGGAGGGGAACAGAUGUUGCCAUUAAGCGGAUAAAGAAGAGUUGCUUCACUGGGCAAUUAUCGGAACUAGAGAGACUGGCCAUAGAGUUCUGGAGAGAAGCUGAGAUUUUGUCAAAGCUUCACCACCCAAAUGUUGUGGCAUUUUAUGGUGUGGUGCAAGAUGGACCAGGGGGUACACUAGCUACUGUGGCGGAGUACAUGGCUGAUGGUUCACUAAGACAUGUUUUGAUCCGCAAAGAUAGGCAUCUUGAUCGUCGUAAACGACUCAUAAUAGCAAUGGAUGCGGCAUUUGGUAUGGAGUACUUGCAUUCUAAGAAUAUUGUGCAUUUUGAUCUGAAAUGUGACAAUUUGCUGGUGAAUUUGAAAGAUCCAUCGCGACCAAUCUGCAAGGUAGGUGAUUUUGGUUUGUCAAAGAUAAAGCGGAACACCUUGGUUUCUGGUGGUGUGAGAGGAACGCUACCAUGGAUGGCUCCAGAGUUGCUAAAUGGUAGCAGCAGCAAAGUUUCUGAAAAAGUUGACGUGUUUUCUUUUGGUAUUGUCCUGUGGGAGAUUCUCACUGGAGAGGAACCUUAUGCCAAUAUGCAUUAUGGAGCUAUUAUAGGAGGUAUUGUGAACAAUACUCUGAGGCCAACAAUUCCUAACUACUGUGAUUCAGAAUGGAGGUGCUUGAUGGAGCAAUGCUGGUCCCCAAAUCCUGCAUCUAGGCCCUCUUUUACAGAAAUUGCCAGCCGAUUACGGUUAUUGUCGUCUGCUUCCCAGAACAAAACUACCGGUCAAAAGGCAACUAAAUAAUAGUUGUCUACCUACCUUCCACUUGUUUAUGUGGAAAUUAAUUUAUUUUGUUGAAGCAACAAGCGUUAUGCUUGGGCAUUUAUAUAAACAAUUGCUCUACUUAUAUUUGCGUAUCUUGUUCUGGAAAAGCAAGAAAAUAAAUCUUUUAUUCAUUAACAAUAACCCUUUUUGCAAUUGAAAAAUUCACGGCCCAUUUUGCACGUCUGUCUGUCCUGUAGCGAAGAAAUAAUGCUGCUAAUCUUCUGCUACCGAGGAAGGGAAAGUUCACAGUUGGGUAUCAAAAAGUGAUGAUCCUAUUGAAACUCUAAAUUUUGGGUCAAAACAAGUUAAUGUUAUUAGAUGGAAAUGUAGAGAGAGAGCUGUAAAAAUGCCAUUGGUGCUGAUGCUCAAUAGGAACCACCAGUAUUACAAUUUGGAUUUGUCCACAAGUAGAGUUGUAAAAAGGCAGGUCAGUAUUGAAUAACCAUUAGACUGAAAACCAUUGAACAAGUAGCAGCAACCUCGUCCUCAAGGUUGUUCAAUCCUAAUUAAGGAAGGCAGUGAAGAGCAUGAUGUGCAAAGUAGUACUUAUCAUUUAGUUGAAACCAAAAGGAGCAGUUGGACGGAAUAUUAAAAAUGGUUGCAAAAUUAUGGUUGGA